AUGAACUGUGACUACGUUUCGAAGGGGGAGACAUACGAUGAUGAAAGGCAGGAAUUUAGCGAGCAGUACUAUAAGGCAAAGUCUUUUCUUAUGGACAGAGCCAAGGAAAGACAGGAUCCACCCGUUUUGGAGCAAACUAUUCGAGCCUAUGAUUCAGUGUCACAAAGCACAACUGAUCACGUGCGCUUACCGCAGAUUAAACUUCAAACCUUCAACGGGGACAUAGAUGAUUGGCAAGGUUUCCGCGACCUAUUCACCUCCCUCAUUCAUUGGAAGCCAGAUUUACCAGAGGUAGAAAAAUUUCACUACCUGAAAGGAUGCCUGCAGGGUGAACCUAAAAGCCUCAUUGAACCAAUAAAAACCACUAGUGCUAACUUCAAGGUUGCAUGGGAGAUGCUGUUAAGGCGAUACAACAACAGCAAGCAACUGAAAAAACGGCGAAUCCAAACGCUUUUCAAAUUACCAACUUUAUCUAAAGAAUCGGUCGUGGAUUUACAUGCUUUGCUGGAGACUUUUCAACGUGUCGUUCAAACGCUUGACCAAAUUGUGCAACCGGGGGAUUAUAAGGAUUUACUUUUGGUUAAUCUGCUCGCUUCGCGCCUAGAUCCGUUCACAAGGAGAGGAUGGGAAGAACACUCGGCUGCUUCAGAAACGGACUCACUAAAGGAGAUGACCGAUUUUCUCCAAAGGCGAAUUGAAAUUUUGGAAUCUCUACCUGCGAGGGUGGCUGACACUAGGAGUGGCCAGCCUUCUCAACCAACAGGCAAGGUCAAGUUGGUCGGGUCUAAGACCAGCUUCAACACAACACAAACACAAGGUGGCCGUUGUGUCGCAUGUAAGGAAAAUCAUCCAUUGUACCAGUGCACAACAUUUCAAGGAUUGACCGUCGCGGAAAGGGAUUCUAUGCUACGGGCUCACUCGCUAUGCUGCAACUGUUUUAAACAAGGUCACCACGCGAAAGACUGUCAAUCAAAAUACUCUUGUCGAAAUUGUAAAGGGAGACAUCACAGCCUGGUUUGUUUUCGGAGCGGAAAGGGACACGAGACUAAGGAAUCGGGGACUCAAGGUUCUAAUAUGUCCGGCCAGAGAGAAAUCUCAAUUCCUUCUUAUAUUACCUCUACCCCCUCUACACAAGUGGCAAAUCUGGCAAACUCCAGGGCAGUGGUGGCAGGUGCGGUUAAUUAUUCGUCCCAAGUUCUCCUGGCGACGGCGGUAAUUGUCAUUGAGGACGACAGUGGCAAUCGGAUACAAGCAAGAGCUCUACUCGACUCGGGGUCGGAGAGCAAUUUUAUAUCAACGCGAUUAAGCCAGCGGUUACAGGUUGUUCGAGAUAAGGUAAAUAUUUCCGUAUCAGGAAUCGGACAAGGGUCAACUAAGGUUAAGCAACGAAUUUGGGCAUUGGUGACAGCAAACUUACCAACAGUCACUGUGGACACUAUUGGCUGGCCGAUUCCACAAGGUAUUCAAUUAGCGGACCCGGCAUUUGGCGUUUCUAAAGGAAUUGAUAUCGUACUUGGAAUUGAGUCUUUCUUCGAGUUCUUUAGCACGGGCCGCCAAAUGGUUAUUAGUAAACAAUUACCAGCGCUACACGAAUCGGUGUUCGGAUGGGUGGUGUGUGGUGCGCGGUCGGUACCGGAAAACAGUAUGCAGAUUAGUUGCAACGUGUCAACUACAAAUCAUCUGGAGGAAUUGGUGACUCGAGUUUUGGGCGUGUGA
Molecule: messenger RNA, 1716 nt
Organism: Wyeomyia smithii (pitcher-plant mosquito)
Lineage: Eukaryota; Metazoa; Arthropoda; Insecta; Diptera; Culicidae
Exons: 2
Coding region: 1-1716 (571 amino acids)
Molecular function (GO): zinc ion binding; nucleic acid binding
Source: RefSeq, a predicted model, not a curated record